Messenger RNA from Radiomyces spectabilis, 2241 nucleotides. RefSeq names its product Rho GTPase activation protein. The transcript has 10 exons. Gene Ontology annotation, molecular function: GTPase activator activity; protein binding. Gene Ontology annotation, cellular component: cell cortex. The coding region runs from base 1 to 2241 and encodes 746 amino acids. The record is from RefSeq and is a predicted model, not a curated record. Gene Ontology annotation, biological process: regulation of actin cytoskeleton organization; regulation of GTPase activity. NCBI's taxonomy places the organism in Eukaryota, Fungi, Mucoromycota, Mucoromycetes, Mucorales, Radiomycetaceae.
AUGGCGGCUGAACAAGAUGUCGAAGUCGACGACGACUUGGCUCAAGCACAGCGCAACCUUCGAGAAUUGAAAACGAAAAUCUCUGCUCAGUCAAAAAAGAACUUUAUGCUGGAACGGGAUGUUCGUUUUUUGGAUUCGCGUAUUGCGCUUCUGAUCCAAAAUCGAAUGGCGCUGGACGAGCAUCAUGAAAUAGACUCCCAUGUAGAUCAUCACGACGAUAAUACAAGCGAUCAUUAUCCGGAUGAUCGAAAGAUGCAGCAAUACAGCAAUUUGUUCUUUCUCUUACAGUGGGAAUCACGUCAUAUCGCAACCCUUUGCCGCCUAGUUAGUCUCUCGGAGAUUGAUAAUCUACUCCAAACCGUCAUGUUCACCCUGUAUGGUAAUCAGUAUGAAAGUCGAGAAGAGCAUUUACUGCUCACCAUGUUCCAGAACGUGCUUGCCGCUCAAUUUGAGACUACACCUGAAUUCACUUCAUUACUUCGAGCCAACACGCCCGUAUCUCGCAUGUUGACGACAUAUACCCGACGAGGCCCCGGACAGACGUAUCUUAAAUCCAUCUUAUCCCAUCAAAUCCAUACCAUUAUCGAGCAAAAAGACAUCAACCUGCAGAUCAAUCCAUUAAAAGUAUAUGAAGAGAUCCUGGAAAAAGCAGAGCAAGCGCAGGGAACGCUUCCUCCUCAAUAUGAACGAAGCAUUACCGCCGAAGCAGCAGCCGCUAAUCCGGAAGUACAGUCGAUCAUCAAACCUCGUAUUACCGCCCUAAUUACCAUUGCCGAAGCAUUUCUUACCAUUAUCAUCGAUUCACUGGGCCAUGUGCCCUAUGGUAUUCGUUGGAUUUGUAAACAGAUUCGAUCGCUGGCCAAGCGAAAAUACCCUGAUGCAUCCGAUUCUGCUAUAUCAUCUUUGAUUGGCGGGUUUUUCUUGCUCAGAUUCAUCAAUCCUGCCAUCGUGACGCCGCAAGCCUACAUGUUGAUUGAUGAUUUGCCCGAUGAACAUCCACGCACCACUCUCACUCUGAUUGCCAAAAUGUUGCAAAAUCUCGCCAAUAAGCCUGUGUAUGCGAAAGAAGCUUACAUGAUCCCGACCAACGUCUUUAUAGAACGAAACAAGAAACGCAUGAAUCAGUUUUUUAACAGCCUCUGCGAAGUGGGCGAUUUUUACGAUUCUUUGGAGAUGGACCAAUACAUGGCGUUGUCGAAAAAGAAUAUCAUCAUCAACAUCACAUUGAACGAAAUUUAUAAUAUGCAAUCCCUGCUGUAUAAACACGUUGACAUACUGGCACCGAGAGAUACCGAUCAUCUGAGGAUUUUGUUGAAUGAAAUUGGACCACCACCUCCCCAGUUGCCGCGACAAGAUAAUAAGCCUAUCGAACUUCCUUUAUUCAGCCGCUGGGAUACCCCGAUUCAAGAUUUAACCACAACGUUAAUGUCAGAAAACAAUGUGACUCAGAAUGACAUUUUGUAUAUAGAAGCCAAAUUCCUGUUGGUACAGAUUCUUCGUCAUUUGCCUUCUUUGACAGGAGUACCAUUGGAUUUGCACUACAUUGCCGAAGCGGCGGCAAGCUCCAAAGACCCGUUAUUGGUGCGCAAAGGUAUCAAGAUCAAAGAAACAUUGCAUGAUUUGGAGAAGGCUGGGGUUGUUGAUGAGAGAGAUCAUUAUCAGCUAUUGGCGGAAGAAGUGCUCCAAGAAAUUGACCAUCUGGGCGAUCUCAAGGAUAUCAUUAGCGAGGAAAUUCAUUCACUUGAAAUUGUGUAUCAGUCAAUCCUGGAUCACAACAACUAUCUGAGAGGUCAACUAGAAAGCUACAAAGCGUACCUCCAGAAUGUACGUAUUCAAAGUGGCGGUGGCGGUGAUAAGGCGAAUAAAAAGCAAGUCGGUCUAGGUGUCGAGGUCGCGGUCGGUAAACCUAGCAAAAAACUGGUCAAACCGUCCGUUCAAGGACCUUUUAAAUUUACCCAUCAACAACUGGAACGCGAUGGGGUCAUUGCAGGUACCGAUAUACCGGAAUACAGACGCAAUAAUAUCUUUAUAACCAUUAGCUCGCCGACGCCAGGCACUUUUAUCAUUGCCAUUCAUUACAAAGGACGCGAUAAGCCCAUCCUGGAGAUUGAUCUAAAACUAGAUGAUCUUUUAGAAAAGCAACAGGAUAGUAUAGAGAUCUUGGAUCUCGAAUACAUCAAACUAGACGUCAGCAAAAUAUUGCAACUCUUAUCCAAGACAUUCAUAUCCAAAACUAAGUAA